GAGUGGGGACGGGGUCGGAGGGGAACUGGCCGGGCGGAAGAAGUCGAGCCCGAAGUAUUUCCGGUUCCGGUGUCAGUUAGAGGCGCCGCCGCUGCAGCCGCCGGAGCCGCGAUGCCUAAAGGAGGGAGAAAGGGAGGCCACAAAGGCCGGGCAAGGCAGUACACGAGCCCCGAGGAGAUCGACGCACAGCUCCAGGCUGAAAAGCAGAAGGCCAGGGAAGAAGAGGAACAAGGAGAAGAAGGUGGAGAUGGGGCUGCAGGUGAUCCCAAAAAGGAGAAAAAAUCCCUAGACUCAGAUGAGAGCGAGGAUGAAGAAGAUGAUUACCAGCAAAAGCGCAAAGGUGUAGAAGGGCUCAUUGACAUUGAGAACCCCAACCGGGUGGCACAGACAACCAAAAAGGUCACACAGCUGGACCUGGAUGGGCCCAAGGAACUUUCAAGGAGAGAAAGAGAAGAAAUCGAGAAGCAGAAAGCAAAAGAGCGUUACAUGAAAAUGCAUUUAGCGGGGAAGACAGAGCAAGCCAAGGCUGACCUCGCCCGGCUGGCGAUCAUCCGGAAACAGCGGGAGGAGGCUGCCAGGAAGAAAGAAGAAGAGAGGAAAGAUGGAGGUGGGUGUUCCUGCCCGCCACCUCCCAGGAUGCUAGGAGAGUCCAGCAGCAGCGGAGUCAGAUCAAAAGAUGAUGCAGCUUUGUCAGGAAAACGAAUGCAGUCGCUCUCCCUGAAUAAGUAGCACGGCCUGUGGGAGGAGAUAGCAGGGAACUGGGCCGUGCUGCCAGGACCUCUGCCGUGUCUCACCCACCCUGUGCCCCGGCGCCACUGCAGCAGCCCCUCGCGGCGAGGAGCCCCCCACGGCUCCUCUUCAUCUUGGCACAGAAAUCGUUUGGGGGGAUGGUGGGUGGGGGGAGGGGCAGCUGCUAUCUUUGAGACAGAAAGAUGCAGGACAGCAUUUCAUAUGUAACCAUUUGAAUGUUUUGGCUGUUUUUAGAAUUCAGAACCCUUGUGGGGGGGGGUGCCUGGGAGGUGGGGUAAGAAGAGCUUCCGUUUGUCUGGUUGAUUGCGGGGCAGGGGGCGGUUGAGCCGCAGUAGCUGCUGACAAGUUUGUGAUGGACGGCCCCCUGUCUGUAUUGCCCCGGUGCCCAACUGGGGGGCUGUCGCCUGGGAGCCAGGGCCCUGGGUCUCUGAGGGUCAUGGCUCAUCCCCAGCCAGUCCCCUCUGACUGAGGCUUCACUCCUGACCUUCCCACCCUACUCCCUACCCCCGACUGACUCUGGCCAGGGCCCGGGCCCAUUCUUAACCCUGCCCAUGGAUCAUUUCAAGAAACCUGUUUACUGUGUAGCCCCCAGGCAAAACAUGCUCCACAAGUCCAACUUGUAUAUUUGGCAAAUUAAACUUGACAUUAUCGUAA
Messenger RNA from Lagenorhynchus albirostris (white-beaked dolphin), 1404 nucleotides. RefSeq names its product PDGFA associated protein 1 (gene PDAP1). NCBI's taxonomy places the organism in Eukaryota, Metazoa, Chordata, Mammalia, Artiodactyla, Delphinidae. Gene Ontology annotation, cellular component: cytosol. Bases 112 to 729 code for a protein of 205 amino acids. Gene Ontology annotation, molecular function: RNA binding. The transcript has 7 exons. The record is from RefSeq and is a predicted model, not a curated record.